This is a messenger RNA of Trypanosoma cruzi, 714 nucleotides long. RefSeq lists its product as uncharacterized. The transcript has a single exon. Gene Ontology annotation, biological process: vesicle-mediated transport. The record is from RefSeq and is a predicted model, not a curated record. Bases 1 to 714 code for a protein of 237 amino acids. Gene Ontology annotation, cellular component: membrane. Lineage: Eukaryota; Euglenozoa; Kinetoplastea; Trypanosomatida; Trypanosomatidae.
AUGAGUAUUGGUGCCACGAGCCAACGCCGUGGGGAGGACCCAUGGCCGCGGAUGGAGAAGGAGGUCGAGGCGAUGAUGGAUGGGUUGAUUGUGCAGAUGCAGCGGUACCGCGAAGUUGCCCACCCGACCGUCAUUGCGGAGGAAGAGAUGUUUGACUCCAUAAAUGCCGCUUCCGAGGAGGUGGACGAGAUGCGUGCUGCAUUGGACACGGCGAUUGAACACCCCGAGUUGUUUUCCAUCACAACGGACGAACUGCAGUCACGCGCAGAGAAGACACGUGCGUGGGAGCGUGACAUGAAAAAAGCACUUGACUUGCGGGCGAAGAUUAUCGCCGAACGACAACGACGAGCGGCGGCGCAGCGGGGCGAGUUCUCUCCGACCGACGCCGGGAUGCGGGAGAAUAAUGCCUUUUUGCAGCAGGAGCAUGAGGCGCAGCAGCGGUACAUGCAGGCCGACGAGGCCACAAUCGACCGUCUCGCCGGAGGUGUACGUCGUGUGAGGGAGACUGCAGUGAACGUCAAGGACGAACUCGACACGCAAGAACAUGUGCUGGACGAUAUCGACAGUGGCAUGACGCGGGCGCAGAUGCGUCUGGAAAAUGUGGUAAAGAAAACUUCUAGACUGUUAGACUCGGCCAGUGACCGUAAAAAGAUUAUUUGCAUUGUGGUUUUGGUGGUCAUUCUUAUAGUGCUUAUCAUGUUUGUUGUGCAAUAG